AGGUGCAGCAGCUGCAGAAACAAGUUGCAGUAAGCUUCCAUUUCCUCUGGGCAUGUGGGACUUGGAACACUGUGAUCCAAAAAAGUGUACAGGAAGAAAAUUGAGUCGGAUGGGCUUUGUAAAAACUUUGCGUCUAAAUCAGAGAUUCAAUGGGCUUAUCCUUUCUCCCGUGGGCACCAAGUGUGUGGCACCAGAAGACAGGUAAAAUAUGUGUACAUUUUUACACUGUGGCAAUAUUUUGAAUUUUGAAGUACUGGUAGUCAAUUAAUUUGGUACCAGUAUUAAAGGGAAUUCAUAAGGUUAAUGUCAUGUUGUUUAAAUAAUGAAUUUUUUUUAGGUCAAGUUAUUAUUUUCUUUUGAUACUUAAAAAAGAUAAUAUUUACACAUCAUUCUUCAUCCUUUUUUGUUGAAACAAUACAUAUCUGAUGUUUUGUAUAAGAAUAUUUUGUAAGCCCAUUAUAGGAGCAUAAAAUACUGUCUAUUCUUUUUGUCAUUGACAAUAUUUUUGUAAAACUUUAAAUAUAUUAAAAUUUAAGUGCUUUUAUAACCUAAUUAUCUUUUUGUCCAUUUAUUUUGGUUGAAUUUUGCUUAGCAGUCUUAAAUUUUAAUAUUAGAAAGGAAUACUGUACAAGUGGUUUAGCCUUGUAAUAAUUUUACUGUAUUGCUUUUUGUUUGUUUCAUGGCAUACAUAUUUUAUCUCUUUUUAUCUCAUAGACCUCAUUUAAGAAAUUAAUCUUUUUAUUAACACAUGAAAAUAUUCCUUUGGUUAAUUGUCUGUAGGUCAAUUAUUGAAGAGUGUGGAAUGGCUGUGGUCGAUUGUAGCUGGGCUAAGCUCCAAGAAACACCAUUUGCUAGAAUGAAAGGUGACCAUGCUCGUCUUCUGCCAUAUCUUAUCGCAACCAAUCCCAUCAAUUAUGGCAGACCUUGUAAACUUUCAUGUGUGGAAGCUUUUGCUGCAACUCUUUACAUUACAGGUAAAACCUACUAGACAUUAAUCACAAUUUUUAAAUAUUUUAAUUGAAAUAGAUAACUGUCAAUGUGUUUCAGUUCCAUGUUUGUAAGAGCAAAAACUGCCCAAAAAAUAAUAAAUGUGUCAGUUUUAAGUUACUUCGGUAAAAUAAUUUUUUACAAAAAUUGGUUUGCAUUGAUAAUAUUAAGAGAUUUAAGUUAAAGAAGCAUCAGUUCAUACUUUACUUUUGAUAAAUCUUUUUUUGUUUGUUUGUUGAUGAUUAGAGAAAGCACACUAAGUUCAACUGUAGUCCUGUGUGAUUGUGUAUUAGAACUUUGUGUGCUUAUAUCAUUGAUUCUAUUGAUUAUAAAAAAAAAGGGAAGCACUAGAAGAUCCAAAGAUUGUUUUAUAUAACCCUCUUUUAUGAUUAGGUGCUGUGAUUUUUGUAGUGGCUCGUAAUUUUUCAAUUAUUAUAGUGGUUAUAUAGUUGGUAGCAAUAUUAUUAUCAUUUGUUUUAGUGUUUAAAUUUACUGGUAAUCUAGUUUCUUUCACUGGAGUUAUGAAUGCAAUUGUAUAAGAUCAUUUCUACAUCUAUAUAAAUGCUACUAUAUAUUUUUAAAUUUGAGAACAUUUGUUGUGGAACAAGAGUUUAUAUGCAUAGUAUCUUGGACAGGAUGAAGAUAUUGUUUCUUAAGCAGACUGUUUACUCUUGCAAUUUUGGCAUAUAAUGUACGAUUUUGAGAUGUCUUAUACAACUUUACAGUGAGACCUGUCAAACUAUGAUUUUCGAAACUAGGUUUUAAAAAAAAUAUAUUCAAAUGGAUUUUACAAUUUAAAAAAAUCCAUAAAAUAAUCUUUUUGGUUUUUAGUUUUAGCUUCUUUCUACACCCAGAGGGGAAUGGACAAAGAAAUAUAAUGGGCUGGGGACCAUCCAUAAUUUAUAUCACAUUAACAGGGAAAGGGGGUAGUAUUGACUUUGAAGCAUCCAGGUAUGCGUGGUAGAAGUAGUUAUCUAAUUAUUUUUAAAGGCUAUAAAAUAACACCACCAUGUUCAUCAUAUUGUUUCUUUGUGUUUUCACAAUGAAGUUGCUAGAUACCGCAACAGUAAUAUUUAGCGUAUUCACCCUCGGGACACAUUUAGUAAACUUUCACUUUUGUUUGCUUCUGUGUUUUAAUUUUGUGAUAUAAUUAUUUCGUUCUUCAUCUGAACGGCAUUGAGUGCAAAAAAGGAGCAACUACAUUUUUAAAAGCAAAUGCAUUCUCAACUGCUGUGCAGAGCAGCGUUAGAUUAUGACAUAAUUUUUUAAAUAUCUUUAAGAAUAAAUUAUAAAACAUUUUUUCCAUUUAAUUAGUAACUACUAAAAUAAAAAGUAUUUUUAUAAACACAGCAAGGUAAGGUAACCUAAUUUCCCACAAGUAUUACAAUUAAGUGUAAAAUGAUGUAAAUCUAACUUCAGGUUUACCCGAAAAUGCAUCCCUGUGUUUUUAAUUUAUAAAAAAAUGUCUGGGGACAGGACUCUGGCUCCUUCUCUAAACCACCCUCACUUUUGCUCGGGUGACUUCAGUGGAUGUCCUCAAUGUCCAACCCCCCACCACAUCUUUGUGUGUCAAAGUGGCAAAUAACGGGCACCUUUUUAUGUGCAAUUAUGCACUGUAUAUAAAUAUUGUCAUCUACUCUGAGAAUUGACUUUUAUUAGAAACGGGAUGCCAAUAGUUAUUGUAUACAUUAUACUGCAUGCUUAUUUACUAUUACAAUAUGGUAUUGUACAAUUUUGAGAUGGUAAAGUACUAUUCUGAAACCAUAUAUGACUAUUUUGGGAGUUCCAGUGUAACCAGGUCUGCAUAAGUUGUGAUAAUUUGAGGCUUGAUUUGUGUGUUUUGUUUAGGUUUCAGUGAACAUGCAGAGAAACUUCUGUCUAAAUUCAAAUGGGGUCCAACAUUCUAUUCUGUGAAUUCUGAACUUCUUGAAAGUUAUGCUGCUUGCUCUACAAGUACAGAAGUUAUUACAGUGCAGGAGAAAAUUUUGGCUAGGCAGCGUGAGGACAGUAAGGAGGACAAAUUAAAGGGUAAGGAAAAUAUACAGUAUGUUUUAUUUGAGUAUGGGUCAUCAAUCGGAUAACUGUAGCCCAUACAAAUAAAAGAUUGCUUUGUUAAGUAGUAUUAUUAUAUGCUAACUAUACUGCGUAAAAUAAAUGAUUUUAAUGUUUCCAUAAAUUUAUAUUUAAUGAAAUUGUUAAAAAAUAACUGAUUACCUUAAAUAUGAUUAAGAAAGAAAAUUAAUGUCUUUAAAAAAAUAAUUAACUUUGCUUUAAAAGGUUUCAUGCCAUUUUUUUGUGGUGAAUAAAAACACACCAUUUUCUUUUCCUCACUUUGAUAAUUCCAUUGAAUCAAAUUAUUUAAAAGUUACGAUAUUUUGUUUUAAAUUCAUGUAUUUAAUUAAAAUAAACUCUAUGCAUAAUUAAAUUUUAAAAAAAUUGGUAAUUAAUUUAACAUAAUCUAAUAAUUAAAAAAUGUCUAUUUCAUCCAAUCAAAACCAAUGGCAAUAUUAAUAUUAGUAACAAAUAUCCAUCAUACCGCAAUGGUGUGUUUUUUAAAUUAUUUUCUCAACUGAUAACUUUUGUAAGACAUAAAUUAGGUUAUAUACAGUAUCUAAAUGUAAUUCAUAUAUUUCUUUCCUUUUAACUUUCUAUAGAAAUAAAAAUGAAUAACUUUAUCUUAUUUGGUGUUUAAAAAAAAAAAAAAACUGCUUAGAAGAAAGUCAUGUAAUGGGGCAAUUAUAAUUUUCCAUUGAAAUAAAAUUUUUUUUUAAUUUUUCAUUUUAGAUUUGUCAACCAUUUAAAACAUAAAUUAAGUUAUAUACAGUAUCUAAAUGUAAUUCAUAUAUUUCUUUCCUUUUAACUUUCUAUAAAAAAAAAAAUGAAUAACUUUAUCUUAUUUGGUGUUUAAAAAAAAAAAAAAACUGCUUAGAAGAAAGUCAUGUAAUGGGGCAAUUAUAAUUUUCCAUUGAAAUAAAAUUUUUUGUUAAUUGUUCAUUUUAGAUUGGUCAACCAUUAACCCUGAUUUGGAUAUGUGCAAUCCUAAUCGCUCCUUAAACCUACCACCAUUAUCAAGGUAAUGACUAUUAGAGUUUUUUUUCUCUGCUCUUCAUCUUAAGCACACCUCUCAAAAAAUGAGUGGUUUUUUAAAUUUUUUAUGUAAAUACUGUCUCUUAUAAUAUAAGCAAUUAGAAAAAAAAAAUAUACAUGAAUUUCACUUUUUAAAAUUACAUGUCAUUUUUAUGAUAUAACAAGGUUUGCGACUAUUCAUUUCCUGGUACCAGAAGUGAGAUGUUGGGAUAAUUGAAUGGUAUAUAUGUUUGUAACUUACUUCUUCAGUUUAACUAAAAUAAACGACCACAAAUGACAUCCGAAUAGUAUGAGUCUAAUGGGACUCGGGUACGAAUGGCGGUGAUGCGUGUCCGGGUCCAUUUUGACUAAAUGCUAUUCGGAUGUCAUUUGUGGAAGUUUAUUUUAGGUAAACUGAAAAAUUAAGUUUACAAACAUAUAAUCCAUUCAAUUAUCUUUCAUUUGAUACCUCAUUUUGUCUUACAAACCCAACAAUAAUAUUUUAAAUAGUUUUUUAAUCCCAACCGCUCACUUCUUGUACCUGUCGUUAUAACAAAUACAUGUGGGAUAUUGUAACCUCUUUGGUUAAUAAGUUUAAAUUAGGUAGGAAUUAGAUGAAUUUUACAUUUAAAAAAAAGAAACCUGAACUAACAUAAACUUUAUUCACCUGUGUACCGGUACAUAUUUUACAAAGGACAAAGAAUAUUGUUAUUUUAUCUGGGCAAAUCUACUGUCACAAUUUUGUUAUAUCUUAGGUUUUUUUUUUAGCAUUAUUUCCAUUGAUACAUCCAUAUCUCUUUAUUCUCUUAGCUCUGAAGAGGAGGAUGAUGACUCUGAGGAUAUUGACAGAAGUGACAAUGAUGAUGGUGAUGUGAAUGAAGACACUGAUGACUCCCAGAAAGAAACCGAAGAUGAAGAGGAGGAAAUUUCACAAGAUAAACACAAGCAUUUUCAAGACCCUGAAGCAAAUAUCGAAGAAAAGAAUCCAGAUACUAGUAACGCAAGUAAAGACAUUGUCAACCCUACUGGGGACUUUGGUCAUCUUACUGAGAAAAAUGUGAUCGGACUUAUUGAACGGACGGAUCAGUUACACUUGGAUAAAUCUUAAUAUUAUGAUAUUUUGGUUUCUGAAAAAAUUCUGUGGUUGUAAGCCUGGCUUCAGAGCUUCAUGUUGAAAAUGAAAGGUCCAGGAUUCAAUCAAGGAUUUCCAACGCAUGAUAGCUAUUCUGAAUCAAAGGUCUGACACUAACAAAAUGCCUUCAACUAAUUGCAAAACAGUUGGGCUGAAUCCUAACAAUGUCAGAGUUCAAGUAAAGACUUGGACUUAAUCUCACAAGCUGCAUCACUUUUAACAGUCACACAACACCAGGAAUCCACCCAGUUUACUUUAUAAUCACAUGAGGCUAAGAGACUUGGUAAUACGUUCAGACUGAUUUUGUUCCUUGACUUUUCUUGCUUUUUAAUAAACUAUAAUUGAUUAGUUGUUAUGAAUGAGAAUAUGAAUUAAUAAUUGUCCAAAUAUGUUUUUGAUUUGUAAAGGUUUUAGUUUUUAAUGAUGCAAAGACUUUUUGUGGAUAAUGUGGUUACAUUUGGGUUUCAUUGGAUUUCUUACAUGUUUGAUAUUGAUUGACAUAAAAAGAUGUUACUUUAAAGAGUGCUUUUCGUUUCUCAUUUUCUCUUAUUUCAUCUUAAAUUAUAAGAGUCACUGAAAAUUAUCAUUUAGCUGUACAUUUCGUAUCAGUCACUGUUACAUUAUUUAUACAAUUUGGGAAAUAAUUGUAUUUAAAACUAGUAAAUCGAAAACACUUUCCAAAAACUUUAUUUUAAAGAAGUAGAUAUUUACACAUACACAUCUAAUAUCAAUUAUCAUUUCAAGAGAUUUUAGUAAACAUUGUAUUCUACUACUUUCAUUUUCUGUUUACAGACUAAUUCAGUGGUUUACAAACUGUAUACUAAGUUACAUAUUUUUAAAAAAGUGUGUGUCCCCCCUCUGAUAAAGACACAUAAAUAAUGGUCACUUACAUUAAAAUUAGUUUUCUCAUUCCAGCAACCACCCUCUGAUUCUCACUGCAGCAACCACCCUUUGAAUGAUGCUACCCACAUUACACACACACACCCACCCAUGGGCGCCCGCAGAAAACCUUCUAGG
This is a messenger RNA of Lymnaea stagnalis (great pond snail), 6202 nucleotides long. The record is from the annotation of a GenBank genome assembly. NCBI's taxonomy places the organism in Eukaryota, Metazoa, Mollusca, Gastropoda, Lymnaeidae.